AUGGCAUCUGCUUUAGUUGAUGUUGUUGUUGAAAAAAUUGCGCAAUUGGUAACUGAGGAGGCUUCACUCUUCCUCAACUUCAACAAGGACUUUGAAUGGCUGAGUGACAAACUCAAUGAUUUAAAAGGCUAUCUCAGCUUUACAGAUGCGCAUAGUGCACGGAAUGAUGCCGUGAAAAGAUGGAUGCUAAAGUUUGAAAAUAUUGCUUGGGAUGUAGAAGACAUACUGGAUGAAUAUGCUACUUGGGAUGCAGAGAAUGUUGAUCAAUUCUCUUGUGUCUGUCAUUCCAUUUCUUGUCAAUUAGUCUUUCGCUUUAAAAUGGCACAUCGGAUUAAGGACGUGAAAGAUAGAAUGAGGUCCAUUAUGGAAAAUGCAGCAGAGCUCAAGCUUGUUGGGGAUCUGACUCAUCCAGGCCAAGCUUCCAGAAGUACAUCUCAGAAUGUAAAGUGGAGGGGUUUAAAUAUAAUAGAGAGCGGUUCACGACCAGUGGCUAUUGAGUCCAAGGUUGAAGAUGUCCUCCGCUUACUCGAUGACCCUGCUGCUCCUGUCAUUGCCGUCGUUGGUAUGGGCGGCGUUGGGAAGACAUUUUUACUGCAAAAUGUCUUCAACAGUGUAAAGGAUAAGAAGAAUAAGUUUGGGAAAUCAAUCUGGCUCUCUAUCUCUCAGACUUACUUACUUAAAAAGUUGCAAGCUGCUUUAGCAUUUGAAAUAGGGUUGGACGUGGACGUUAUUGAUAGUGUAGAUGAAGUGAAGGCUGCAGAGUUGAUUCAUGACCGUUUAGAAAGCACAAGGUUCCUCAUUGUGUUGGGUGAUGUGUGGAGAGCAACUGGGGAGUACAAGUUGUUUUCUGCACUUGGCCUUCCAACUGAGCAUAACAGCCAAUGCAAAAUUGUAGUCACUACCCGAAGCAGAGAUGUGUGCAAAAGCAUGAAUGCUCAUGUUUAUGAGCUGCAACCUUUGUCAGAAGAAGAGAGCUGGAGCUUGUUUUGUGCUUUUGCCUUCCAGGGAAGUCAACCGCCAGGUUAUCUUAAAGAUAUUGCCCGUGAAAUCGAAGGAAAAUGUGCGAAAUUGCCCUUGGCUGUUAGAACCGUUGCAGCGUCUCUGGCGGAGUAG
Cryptomeria japonica (Japanese cedar) is the source of this 1113-nucleotide messenger RNA. RefSeq names its product putative disease resistance protein RGA3. The record is from RefSeq and is a predicted model, not a curated record. Gene Ontology annotation, molecular function: ADP binding. The transcript has a single exon. Lineage: Eukaryota; Viridiplantae; Streptophyta; Pinopsida; Cupressales; Cupressaceae. Bases 1 to 1113 code for a protein of 370 amino acids. Gene Ontology annotation, biological process: defense response to fungus.